Molecule: messenger RNA, 1003 nt
Organism: Tetranychus urticae (two-spotted spider mite)
Lineage: Eukaryota; Metazoa; Arthropoda; Arachnida; Trombidiformes; Tetranychidae
Gene: Mrm2
Product: Mitochondrial rRNA methyltransferase 2
Biological process (GO): RNA methylation
Cellular component (GO): mitochondrion
Molecular function (GO): rRNA (uridine-2'-O-ribose)-methyltransferase activity
Source: RefSeq, a predicted model, not a curated record
ACUUGUUUAUUAAAAUCAUGUGUAACUUGGAUUUCAAAGAUUAAGGCUUUAAUCUUUAUUAAAUUUGCUCUCAAUUGUUGCGUAAAUGCUUUAAAAUUUUAUUUUAAUUUGAAGUUUGGAAGUUAAUUACCAGUUGGCCUGUACAAUUUCUCUGAUGAACUCAAAGUUAUUUCGCCGAUUUAUUCCAUUACAACGCUCAUGUUUUUUUAAAUCUCUUCAUCGUUUUCCCAUCUUUAAUAAUGGACUAGAAAUUUCGUACAAUUACCGCUGCCUUCAUACUAGUCAAAGGUGUUUUGCCGAUAGAAUCAUACCGAAAAAUGCCAAGAGUGGGUCAUCAUUCGAAUGGCUCAAGAGACAGCUGAACGAUCCUUAUGUCAAAAAAGCUCGCUACGAAAAUUACCGUGCUCGAAGUGCCUUUAAAUUAAUCGAAAUUGACGAUAAAUACAAAAUUUUAAAACCUGGUGGAACUAUGAUUGACUGUGGGGCUUCUCCAGGAGCAUGGACUCAAGUAAUGGUCAAACGCUGUUAUCCUCAAGGAGAUCCAAAAAAUAAGAAUGGAACUUUAAUAAUUGCUAUCGAUAUUUCUGGGAUUGCACCUAUUGAAGGCGCUGCAGUGAUACCUAAUACUGAUUUUACGAAUCCACUUAAUCAAGCUAAGAUCAUUACACUUUUACGAGAUCGCAAAGUUGAUACAGUUUGCAGUGAUAUGGCACCUAAAGCAUCAGGACAAGCUGAACUUGAUCAACCUGGAAUAAUCAAACUUUUUCUUUCUGCUCUCCAGUUUUCAAUUCAAGUCUUGAAACCAGAGACAGGAAACUUCCUUGGUAAGCUUUGGGAGGGUAAUCGGACCAAAGAACUUUGUAUGUUAAUGGAAAAUCUAUUCGAAAAUGUCAAUAUUGUUAAGCCACCUUCAAGUAGAUGCGAUUCAUCUGAAUUAUUUAUUUUAGGUACUAAAUUUAAAGGUAUUAAAUAUGGAUAAAUAAAGUUACACUUUAUAAUACAA